AUGAUUCACUUUAUCCUAUUCUUUUUAAUUUUAUUUGCAGGUGCCGACUCCUUUCCAGCACUUCAGGAUCGAGUGGUAACUUGUGGAUCUCCUGACAAGGAUAACUACACGACUAUUCAAAAUCCAUUCUUCGGAGACGUAGAUCACGGGCAGCCUGGAAUCACCUUUACAACCGAAUAUGGCGAAGAUAGUCUACGCUGGUUCAUGGUGUAUCAAAACGCGAUCGACUUUAAACCAUACCGGGCCAUGAAGAUCCCAUCCAAUACAACUGUCUUUAUCGACUUGACAAGCUCGUGCCAAACAUUCGCUGGAAGACUUGUCCGUGGCGCUGACAUCAAUUUCGAUGGAGGAGUUCACAAUCUUGGCACAUGGACAGAGUUGAAUUGGGGGAACUAUCCGCUGGCCUAUGGUGGAGUAUCUGUCAUUGAAGGAAACGACGGUCCAGUCAUGCUCAAUUCUGAAGACGUGAACGCACCUGUCAUAGGUUUCGUGCGUGAUAUCAUACCAGAAGCGCCCAAGAAAUGUCAAGAGACCAAGGACAGUGGAGGGAAGGCCCUGAAGCCAACUGACAAGAAUGGAUAUGAUGAGGCCACGCGCAAGUUCACAAAGCGAGCGCUGCGCAAUUCGCAGGUUUCCAUCGAUAAGAGUUACACUGCAACAAUCAUGUCCCACAACGGAAGGUUCAUGAUCAACUUCAUUCAUGGGAAUCAUUAA
Fusarium poae is the source of this 714-nucleotide messenger RNA. RefSeq lists its product as uncharacterized. The record is from RefSeq and is a predicted model, not a curated record. Lineage: Eukaryota; Fungi; Ascomycota; Sordariomycetes; Hypocreales; Nectriaceae. The coding region runs from base 1 to 714 and encodes 237 amino acids. The transcript is spliced from 4 exons.